CCUGCCGCUCCCGCUCGCUCGCGCUUCUGCCGCCGCCGCCGCCGCCAUCUUGUCUCCCCCCGCGGCGGGCUGAGAGAGGCCGCCCCCUCCCCCAGGAGCGGACCCGGGAGAGACCCGCCCGCUCCCCUCCCCCCCCGUCCUCGUCGCCGCCUCCCGCGCGGCCCGGCGAGGAACGGGGCGAUGCUAUAACCGGAUGCCUGGCUCCUCGGAACUGCCUCUGUUUCUGCCUCCCUUGUGCCGGAUGGAAUCCGGCCACUGACGGCGUGGGAGCACCCCUGCCACACUUUCCGAGCACCGGGUGGCCAGCCUCGCACCCCUUCCUCCCCUUCCUCCCCCCUCCCCUCCUGGAAUGCUCUAUGUGCCUUGCUCUGCCUCUUGCAGGACAGCGCCCGGUGGCAUUGGGGCGACCCACUGAAGCGGGCACGCUCAAGGUACUCUUUGCUGCUGCUGCAGGCUCCCUUGAGGUCACAUGUCUUUUCUCCAGGAGAUUUGGGAACCCGCGUUUGGGUGCAGAGGUGAACUCAUUUGUACAGAGCAAGUCUGAUUGUGACCGUCACCCUGGGACAGCAUGUCGGGCCCGGUACCAAGUCGAGCGAGAGUCUACACGGAUGUCAACACCCAGAGGCCUCGCGAAUAUUGGGACUACGAGUCACACGUGGUGGAAUGGGGUAACCAAGACGACUACCAGCUCGUGCGGAAACUCGGUCGUGGCAAGUACAGCGAAGUCUUUGAAGCCAUCAACAUCACGAACAAUGAGAAAGUGGUGGUGAAAAUCCUUAAGCCAGUAAAAAAGAAGAAAAUAAAGCGUGAAAUUAAGAUCCUGGAAAACCUCCGAGGUGGCCCCAACAUCAUCAACCUUCUAGACAUCGUCAAGGACCCCGUGUCUCGGACACCCGCCCUGGUUUUUGAACAUGUCAACAACACAGAUUUUAAGCAAUUGUAUCAGACACUUUCAGAUUUUGAUAUUCGAUUCUACAUGUAUGAAAUCUUGAAGGCUCUGGAUUACUGCCACAGCAUGGGGGUCAUGCACCGGGACGUCAAGCCACACAAUGUGAUGAUCGACCAUGAGCACCGGAAGCUGCGCCUGAUCGACUGGGGACUGGCAGAAUUCUACCACCCGGGACAAGAGUACAAUGUCAGAGUGGCUUCCCGGUACUUCAAGGGACCGGAGCUUUUGGUGGAUUACCAGAUGUAUGACUACAGCCUGGACAUGUGGAGCCUGGGCUGCAUGUUGGCCAGCAUGGUCUUCCGUAAGGAGCCUUUCUUCCAUGGCCACGACAACUACGACCAGCUGGUGCGGAUCGCCAAGGUGUUGGGCACCGAGGAUCUCUACGACUAUAUCGACAAGUACAACGUGGAACUGGACCCCCGCUUCAACGACAUCCUGGGCAGGCAUUCCCGCAAGCGAUGGGAGCGCUUUGUGCACAGCGAGAACCAGCACUUGGUGAGCACCGAGGCUCUGGACUUCCUGGACAAGCUCCUGCGCUACGACCACCAGACGCGGCUGACGGCCCGCGAGGCCAUGGAGCACCCCUACUUCUAUCCGAUUGUGAAGGACCCAGCCAGGCUGGCCUCCUCCACUGUCCUCUCCUCGUCUAACACACCUGUCAGCUCCUCCAGCAUGUUGGCAGGAAUCGCCUCCAUGUCAGCCUCCCAGCCGAUGGGCAGCUUGGCCGCCUCCCCCGUCAUCGCCUCUCCGAAUGCGCUGGGAUCGCCAGUCCCCGCUGCCGCCGGAGCUCAGCCCUGACCACCAGAAAGCCACCUCCGGCUUUGAGCACCGCCGAGGCCUCAGCCGUGCCCCUCUCCUCCUCCUCCUCCUCCUCCUCACCUCACCUGCCCGCCUCUGCAUGGCGCUACCGACGCCCAGGGCGGGCAGGAGGACAGCCAGGCGUGGCAGGCGGAAGAGUCCCGCGUCUGGAUCCCACAUUCUUUUGUUUGUUUGUUUCUGUUGAGUAUGUCGAGGAGCCACGUUCCGGCUGCUGCUGCUGCUGCUACUGCUGCUCUUCCGCCUCCUCUCCUCAGUGGGGCCACAAAGGCAGACUCUGAUUCCAGGCAGAGGCUUCUUCUUCUCCUCUGGGGUGGUUUGUGUCGAGUCCCGUCAGCUGCAUUCUUCCCAUGAGGGUCGUGGUUAGUGAUGCAACUACAGUGUAGACACCUGAACGGAGAAUAAAAUUUAUUUUCUAUGUCCCUAAAAGGGGCAGGUGUUGGGCCCUGCUUCUUCCGGAGGGAGGUGAUGCCAGAAUGCAGGGGGGACCGACCCUGGCCACUUUUAAGGUGGGGGGUGGGGUGUUCAGCUCCCAGAAUUCCCCAGCCAGCCAUGGAAGCUUCCAGCACCACUGUGGCUGGGGGAUUCUGGGAGUGGAAGUCCACCAGCCUUAAAGUGACCAAGGGUGGGGACUUCUACCGUAGCAGACAGAGGUGGAUGCUUUGAGGCUUUUUGGGUGGUGGGGUCAAGAGACCAGCACUAGAAAUGGAACACACGCAUUCCGGAAUUUUGCCCUCCUCUCUGCUUCCAGGCCUGGUCUUUGGUUCCUGUGGGUUGGGCCCAGGGAAGGAAGGUUCCUUUUUUCACUCCGGUGAUUUCCAGGGAGCGCUUGGGCGACCUUCUGCAGGGCAGGUGGGGCGGCCUGAGCCCUUCCCACACUUGAGGGCUGGGGAGGAAGGGUAGGCGAUGGCCCCUUUCCCGUCUUUCAGUUGGAAGCUGGGGCCAUGGAGGGGGGAUUCCUUGGGGUGCCAACCCUGCAGCUCAGGAGGUUGUGAACUUGGGGAGCAAGACGGACCCCCUCAGGUUGUCUUGGCAGCAAAUCUGGAGUCUGCCCCUGUCAGGAGUGGGACGCAGCGGUGAGUUCCUUCAGUCUGCAAACACUUGGUCCUCAUCUUACAAUCGCAAUUGAGCCCACGGUUUCCGUGGUUUGUCUCGUAGUCAGCUAGAGGGAUCAGGAUAGAAACCACUGGACAUGGAUCCGAAGACAGAGAAGGGGCGAGGAGGGAGGUCUGCAGAGCCCCGUAACUGAAAAGCUCUCUCAUCGCUUCCUGCCUCGGGUGGUCUAGGGCAGGGGUCUCCAACCUUGGCAAUUUUACGACUGGUGGGCUUCAACUCCCAGACUUCGCUGGCUGAGGAAUUCUGGGAGUUGAAGUCCACAAGUCCUAAAGUUGCCAAGGUUGGAGACCCCUGGUUUUAGGGCAUCCUCCCUGCGUGCUGUCGGGCUUUGGAUGUGGCAGAUGUAAAUGGAGACCCCCUCUGGGGCUUAAUUCAUACAGUCGUUGGCCAGUUCACAAAGCCGAUCCCUGAGCCUCUCACAUAACCAGUCAGAGCAUUUACUGACCUGUAAGCCGCUGCUCUUCCUUCGUGGAACAAAAGCUAAACGGUGUUGGGUCAUUGGAAAAGGACUCCCAGCAGACCCCGCUCUCUCGCUCCUGCUUGGAUGUGGUUCGUGGCUCCCACUUCCCCGGUCCUUGGUUCGAGGGAUGGCCUGGCUUACUGCGGGGAAUGUUUUAACGAAACCUCCUAUCCUGCGCCUGGAAGGGGAGCUCUUCGCUCCAGGGUGUUGCUCAGUGCAGAAGCUGCCCAGGCCUUUUGGAGAGACAGCUGGCUGGUGUCUGUGUGGGAAGUUCUCUGGCAGAGCCACUAGCACUGAUGAUGUUACAACUUUGGGUAAUGAAACGUCUUCGAGAAAACAACCAAACUCCGAGAGCACCAAGGACCCACACAGCCUUUCUUCCCUCCCUCCCUCCCUCCACAAAUUCCACUCCCUUCCAAUGCUGAUGAUGUUACUAUGUGGGGCAAUGAAAUGUCUUCAAGACAACAUUCCGGUUCAGAGAGUAACACGGAUCCCUCCCCUGAAUCGACUUCCUUGUUUCUGAUCAUGUUCUUUUGAGGUGGCAAAGUUUGUUCCUUCCUCUAGCACAAUCUUUUCGAUAUCUGAAGAUGGCUGUCCUAUAACCGAAUAUCUCUUGCAGGCUAACUAUGCCCAGUUCCUUUUGCUGUCCUUCACCAGAUAAAGAGAACAAAGCCUAAAAUGCAGAAAGAAAAGGAAGAAAAAAGAAAUAUGAAGAAAUCACUUGCGAUGUAAACCUUUAACUGACCUCUUGUUCUGUGGCUAUGAUACACCUUUCACUUUUUUGCGUCUUUUUUUAAAAAAAGAUUUAAUCAAACCCGUCUAUCCUGAUUACAUUUUUUUUUUCUGUUUCACGGAAAACCUCCAGAAGGUGUUUCGUCAACUGUGCUUUGAUGAGGCUCAAGUUAUGGGUAGCUGAUCCCCUUUGUGUGGCCCCCUUUGAAUAAAAACUCAGCCGGGAAUCUUAUUCUAACCAAACCACUAGAAAAUGUUUUUAAAAAUCCUGUUUGAAGCCGGUUCUCUGGGUGGCCGAGUCUUGUCACUGAUGUAUUUAUAACAGAAUUGGAAGAGAUCUUGGGGGCCUUCUAGUUCAACCCCCUUGCUUAGGCAGGAGACCUUACAUCAUUUCAGACAAACGGUUUUCCGAUAUCAUAAAAACCUCCAGUGUUGGAGCACCCACAACUUCUGGUGGCAGACUGCUCCCCUGGUUAAUUGUUCUGACUUGAUUGGUUUCCAUCCAUUGCUUCUUGUCUUGCCUUCGGGUGCCUUGGACCUAUAAGAGGAUUUUUUUAGAGUGCUUGAUCUAAGACCGCAACACCAGACAGAUCUUGGAAGAUGUAGCCCUUGCCUUCUCUUGUGGUCUGAUCCUCUUUGCCUUUGUAUCUUAGAAACCAAUCCCAGAAACAAAAGAGGCGCUCAAAGUAAAUUUAUUCAAGAGAAUCGAGAUUGAUUGAGUUAUGUCCCGAGGCGCCUGGGGCCUGGCUUCACACCCUGUUCCUGGAACCCUCCACCUCGCACAGGGCCAGGGAUACCGUGUGGACGGUGACGGUGAUGUAGUGUCCCACUUGACCGUUGCAGGAGAUGGUGCUGAUGGAGCCCAGGCGGGUAUCGGUGAUGGUCCCACAGCUGUUGGAAGGAGAAAACGGAGGAACCCCUCCCAUGGUUUGUCAUGGUUCAGAAAGAGCGGAUCAGAAGAGCAGUUAAUGUGUUCCUACAAACGGUUACACGUCUAGUUGGGAAAUGUCUCCUCGGGACAUUUCAAGGCCCCUUGGAUGAACUCGGGGCAGCCCCAGCAGAAGAGGCUUCCUUAGAUAUCGAACUAUAACAUCUAACCCGUUGCAAGUCUGGCCCCAUAUUAUGGUGAUUUUAUUAGUUUUAUUAUAAUUUUUAUUUAUCUCCUACUUUUAGGCGAUUUAGAUAUUGCAUAUAAAAUUGUACAUAGUAAUGUUUUACCUGUAAAUGACUUUUGUAGUUUUAGCCAUAAUGUAAUGUGUGAACAGCUGUGCUUUAAACUUAAUGUAAACUGCUCUAAACACGAUUAUAAAAAAUUUGAGUUUUGUAA
Messenger RNA from Ahaetulla prasina, 5400 nucleotides. RefSeq names its product casein kinase II subunit alpha-like. Gene Ontology annotation, cellular component: cytosol; protein kinase CK2 complex; nucleus. The coding region runs from base 569 to 1747 and encodes 392 amino acids. NCBI's taxonomy places the organism in Eukaryota, Metazoa, Chordata, Lepidosauria, Squamata, Colubridae. Gene Ontology annotation, molecular function: protein serine/threonine kinase activity; ATP binding. The transcript is spliced from 14 exons. The record is from RefSeq and is a predicted model, not a curated record. Gene Ontology annotation, biological process: protein phosphorylation.